ACUGUGUGCGAGAAUUGUACGAGAUUCAAGAUGUCUGCGCCCAUGAAGUAAACUUUGGAAUUGAGACGCUCUCUUAUCUGUUGCGCCAUUUUCUUAACGUGUAGGGUCCAUCAUGAGUCUCAGCAAAGAUGAAAAGAAAAGAGAGCCAAAUGCCGCCGAGAGGAUGUUGACGGCAUAUUUGAAUUCACUACAAACACAGCCAAUAUUGACGAAAGCUUGCACCAGCGGCACUAUUGCUGGUUUGGGUAACUUCCUCUCACAAGUGAUUGUACCAAACCAAGGAAAUGGAGGCAAAAUUGUAUGGCGCAGCGUCUUUGCAUAUGGGACAUUUGGGUUUUGUAUCAGUGGACCUCUCAUACACCACUUUUAUCAGAUGCUUGAAAAAAUGAUGCCGAAAAAGAAAGAUGCUGCUAUGUUAGACGGCAUCAAACGAGUGGUAAUGGACCGCCUGAUCUGUGCUCCCCCCUUCCUCCUGCUCUUUCUCUACAUUGUACCUAUCCUAGAGGGAAGUGGACAUGUGGCAGCUGUUAAGAAGAUAAAGGAGACGUUUAUUCCUGUACUACUAAUGAACUGGAAAGUCUGGACCAUAUUCCAAUUCAUCAAUAUAAAUUACGUCCCUCUUAAAUACCGUGUGUUGUUUGGUAACGCCAUCGCUCUGAUAUGGUCUAUCUACCUUGCCACCAAACGACGACAAAUGGCGCAGUGAUAGUGAUCAUCCUGAACCUCAACUUCAUGGGUCAGCGAACUCAAGGCCUGGUUAUCUUUGGAGGAACAAUAUCUGGAAACUUUUGUACCCGGGUAAAAAAUCUGUAUCAAUCUUCACAUACUUUAGUAUCAUACUGUUAGGUCUAGUCAAUGGGACCCAGACAUAGAGUAUCGUACCAUUAGGUCUAGUCAAUUUGACCCAGACGUAGAGUAUCGUACCGUUAGGUCUAGUCAAUUGGACCCAGACGUAGAGUAUCGUACAGUGAGGUCUAGUCAGUUGGACCCAGACGUAGAGUAUCGUACUGUGAGGUCUAGUCAGUUGGACCCAGACGUAGAGUAUCGUACUGUGAGGUCUAGUCAGUUGGACCCAGACGUAGAGUAUCGUACUGUGAGGUCUAGUCAAUUGGACCCAGACGUAGAGUAUCGUACAGUUAGGUCUAGUCAGUUGGACUCUGACAUAGAGUAUCGUACAGUGAGGUCUAGUCAGUUGGACCCAGACGUAGAGUAUCGUACUGUGAGGUCUAGUCAAUUGGACUCUGACAUAGAGUAUCGUACAGUGAGGUCUAGUCAGUUGGACCCAGACGUAGAGUAUCGUACAGUGAGGUCUAGUCAAUUGGACCUAGACGUAGGAUAUUUGUGUCAUUCCACUGUCAGGUACCAGCAGUUGUUUUUCUUGUUCAUAGUGAAAAACAGACUUUAAUCUGUCUGUAAAGUUAUGGAUUUUCACCAUAGGAAGAAAACUUGAAAUAUUGUCCAGACUAUUAGAAAAUAACUAUAUUUUCUCAAUGCAUGAUCUAUGCAAAAAGAUGAUAAAAUGUAAAAAGAUUUGUCAGUCUUUUUUCUGCACUGCAUUCAACGAAAGCUCAGGUAUUUUUUCUGCCUUAACUGUGCUGGUUGUUUGUUUAGUAACUACGUAUAAAUCAAUCUUACAUCAUAUUUGAUGAUUGUCAUGGAUAAUAUUAAGGUUCCAAGUUCACGUACGUCACUGUAUGUUUGUAUUCUGAAUUUUUUUAGAUGAAACAGAUUCUUUGAUUAAACAAUAAACUUUAUAAUAAAAUUUGCCAUCAGGGAUUUCAUAUCUUUGACUCAAAUCAGGUCAUAUAAUAGAGUUUUCUUUUUUUGUCUCUUCCAACGAAAAGUUAACCAGGCAGUGAUUUACCACUGAUUCAUAGUUGGCUUUAUUACUAUGCAUUAUCAAGUGAGGUUGUCAAUAAUUACGAUGUGAUACUGUAAAUGUGAAAUUGUAGUAUCCAAGAGACUAGUAAUUACAACACAUUGAAGAUUGUAAUAAUUUAUUAUAUCACAUAUAUUAUUAUAUGUACAUAUUUUAGCUUAACAAUUUCAUUGUUGAUAUUUUCUAGAAUUAUAGAAGAGCAUGAUUCUAGAAAAAUAUCAAAAAAAUCGCCAGCGACUACACAACUUGUCUCUCAUCCAUUUUAUCAUUUUGGGCAAUAUGUUUAAAUCAGAUCAUAGACUAUACCAUCUGAUCGAUACCUGAAGUAAAUUGUUAACAUCACUGAUAAAAUUAGUACUAAGGUUGCUCCUUAGAUGUCACGUUAAAGAUGAUUUUGCUCAAUUUUGUUGAAACUAGAAAUAUGACUAUGCUUGUAAUAAGAGACAGGGUUGAACGUUAAUGAAGCUUAAUCAUAAUCGCUGAAAUAAUUUGAUUUAAGGAUUGGUGAACUAGAUUUCAUAUUUAUUCAGAUAACGAUGGUGAUUUUCAUAUGUAUAUCUUAUAUAGACAAAUUAAUAAUGAUCUCUUAGUAUAUUUAUUGGUCCCGAAAUUUAAUGAUAUGGAACUGUGUCAUUCAGGAAACUCCUGAAUGUAACAUUGUUAUUUAUAAUAGCAGUGUUGCCAUAGUUACUAGCUAUAGUCACUAUUUACAAUUGUGGUUUUGACUUUACCCAGAUACUGUAUGUUUUGCAAUAUCUUCCUAGCUAAUAGGAAAUGUUUUUGUUAUUUUCCAUUGUUUUGUUUUAUUUUUCACAAAAUAACUUUUGAUCAUUUGAUAAUUGUACGGACAGAAGGGUUACAAGUUAAUGGAACACAUGAGUUAUAGCAUUAAUCAUUUUUUAGUUUUACAUAAAAUACCAUGUUUUUGUCAACAGUUUUGCAGUCUGUAAAUCCAUUUUAACUUUGAAUUGAUUAAGUAUCCAUUUGUUACUGUACCAAAUCAUCUGUAACCAUGGUAAUGAUGAAGGGACACAACUCUCACAUCAUACAGUACUUUAGUUACUGUACUGGUUAGUAUAAAUCAUCUGUAACCAUGGUAAUGAUGACGGGACACAACUCUCACAUCAUACAGUACUUUAGUUACUGUACUGGUUUAAAUUUAGUGUAAAUCAUCUGUAACCAUGGUAAUGAUGACGGGACACAACUCUCACAUCAUACAGUACUUUAGUUACUGUACUGGUUAGUAUAAAUCAUCUGUAACCAUGGUAAUGAUGAAGGGACACAACUCUCACAUCAUACAGUACUUUAGUUACUGUACUGGUUUAGUAUAAAUCAUCUGUAACCAUGGUAAUGAUGACGGGACACAACUCUCACAUCAUACAGUACUUUAGUUACUGUACUGGUUAGUAUAAAUCAUCUGUAACCAUGGUAAUGAUGACGGGACACAACUCUCACAUCAUACAGUACUUUAGUUACUGUACUGGUUAGUAUAAAUCAUCUGUAACCAUGGUAAUGAUGAAGGGACACAACUCUCACAUCAUACAGUACUUUUGUUUUCCGCCUUGCAAGGAUGGUAAAAAUGUGAGUGUCUAAACAUUAUACCUUAUAUAAAUUCAUCUUUUUUGUAAAGUAUGCAUUUAUGAUAAACUUUCUUCAGCAUUUACAACAAUUGUACUUUUAUAUUACCAUUCCAUAUACAUUGUGAUAUUAAAAGUAAGUGAUAUACUAAAUCACUGUUACCAAUGAACUGUCUUAAUGACAUUCAUAACUGAUACGAAUCACAGAUUUGUAGGAAAUAAUCAUAUAACACCAGAACACAAUACGAAUGUAUAUGUUACUUAUUAAGUUUGCCAGUAAAGUUGUACCAAUUUAACAAUAAGUGUCAUAUCUAGAUGUUCAAUGGUCAAUUCUACACAUCCUACUUUAUCUAGAUGUUCAAUGGUCAAUUCUACAUAUCCUACUUUAUCUAGAUGGUCAAUGGUCAAUUCUACACAUCCUACUUUAUCUAGAUGGUCAAUGGUCAAUUCUACAUAUCCUACUUUAUCUAGAUGGUCAAUGGUCAAUUCUACAUAUCCUACUUUAUCUAGAUGGUCAAUGGUCAAUUCUACAUGUCCUACUUUAUCUAGAAUGUUCAGUGGUUUAAUCUACACAUCCUACUUUAUCUAGACAUUCAAUGGUUAAUUCUACAUGUCCUACUUUAUCUAGAUGUUCAAUGGUUAGUUCUACGCCCUACUUACUGUUUUGUGGAUUAUAAGGGAAAUUACUGUAGUCAUUCCCAACAGCACAAUCUAUUUCAUGAAUGAACCAUUUUCAUUGAUGCGAAUGAUAUAUCAUUUGGUAAUAAUCAUGAGAGCUGAGGCAUUUAUAGUCUGAUGAAUGGGACUUCUGCCCAAUCAAUUUAUGCAAGUAUACUUACUUUGUACUGGACAGAAGGACCAGAUACAUAUCAUUACUGUAGAGGUUUUUAUAUACACUGUAUACAACGUGUAGUCUGUAAAGUAUUACAGAGUUUUUAUAACUAUGUUCAUAUGCUAUAUCCCCAAAUAUUAAUUAUUGAAAUUCAUUGCUUGUACAAUUUUUACAAUAAAACAAUUAUGCAUUAUCAGAGUUACGAGA
Molecule: messenger RNA, 4495 nt
Organism: Pecten maximus
Lineage: Eukaryota; Metazoa; Mollusca; Bivalvia; Pectinida; Pectinidae
Product: peroxisomal membrane protein 2-like
Exons: 5
Coding region: 113-706 (197 amino acids)
Cellular component (GO): membrane; cytoplasm
Source: RefSeq, a predicted model, not a curated record